Molecule: messenger RNA, 2055 nt
Organism: Strigops habroptila (Kakapo)
Lineage: Eukaryota; Metazoa; Chordata; Aves; Psittaciformes; Psittacidae
Gene: ANKRD29
Product: ankyrin repeat domain 29
Exons: 10
Coding region: 50-955 (301 amino acids)
Molecular function (GO): protein binding
Source: RefSeq, a predicted model, not a curated record
GCGGAGCGGCGCGGAUGGGCGCGGAUGGGCGCGGAGGCGGAGCGCUGCGAUGUGCAGGAUGUCGUUCAAGAAAGAAACACCACUUGCCAAUGCUGCAUUUUGGGCUGCGAGAAAAGGAAACCUGGCUCUCCUCCAGCUGCUGAUGAACAGUGGGCGAGUAGAUGUGGACUGCAAAGACAGCCUUGGCACAACAGCUCUGAUGGUAGCAUCUUACUAUGGCCACAUAGACUGUGUGAGGGAAUUGGUGUUGCAAGGAGCAGAUAUCAAUCUGCAGAGAGAGUCAGGUGCAACUCCUUUGUUUUUUGCUGCACAGCAAGGCCACAACGACGUAGUGAAGUUUCUCUUUGAAUUUGGAGCCUCCACUGAAUUUAGGAAUAAAGAUGGAGGUACUGCACUUCUAGCUGCUUGUCAGUAUGGGCAUGCAAAAGUAGUGGAAACGCUGUUGAAGCAUGGUGCGAACAUUCACGAUCAACUUUAUGAUGGAGCUUCUGCAAUUUUCCUGGCAGCACAAGGAGGCUAUCUGGAUGUCAUCCGAUUGCUGCUUUCUUCAGGAGCAAAGGUUAACCAGCCACGGCAGGACGGGACAGCUCCCUUAUGGAUUGCAUCGCAGAUGGGUCACAGUGAAGUGGUGCGUGUAAUGCUGCUCCGUGGAGCUGAGCGAGAUGCUGCCCGGGAUGAUGGUACGACUGCUUUACUGAAGGCUGCCAUUAAGGGGUACAAUAAUGUGAUAGAAGAAUUGCUGAAAUUCUCCCCCACUCUUGGCCUGCUGAAGAAUGGGACCUCUGCUCUCCACGCGGCCGUCCUGAGUGGCAACGUGAGGACAGUGGCACUGCUCCUUGAAGCAGGAGCAGACCCGUGCCUGAGGAACAAGGCAAAUGAACUUCCAGAAGAACUAACAAAAAAUGAACGCAUCCUCCGACUCCUCCGUAUGAAGGAAAAGCAAGGGAAAAGCUAAUGCAGCCCUGUAGCAAACAUGGUUUGACAGAGAUGCACCCUGACCACAGUAGCAUGACUGUAAACCUAGGUUGCCCAAGAAGGGCUUGAUGGAACAGUUUGCAGAACUGAUUUGCCUCUCCAGUACAUGCUCCCUGAACGCAUGAGGCCCUUGCCAUGGGGUCGCCAUGGGCUAGGACCUCUGCCUGGCAUAGCUGAACGCAGGACUGCGACGAGCAGGGGCUGGCCUGGGAGCUGCGUCUGCACUGCAGCCCCAUGGUGCUGCUGCCCUCUCUUUGCUGACAGUGCUAGCUCAGACCAUUCCUCUCUACCUCCAAGUGCCACACGGGGCUAGAGGUGAGAUCCCACCUGUGACAUCCCAACAGAAAAAGUCCUCCUGCCAGCCCAGUGCUUGGAUAACAUUUUGGCUACUACAUGAAGCUCCAUAAGAAAUGAUUCAGAGAGUUACAAAUGACACCAAAAGCUACCAACCAAACAAUAAGCAAGGAGAUGUCCUCCUCAGUUGUAGCAUCUUGAUCUGUCUAUCUGUCCAGCAACAGGAACACAGCAGAGCAGUUGAUAGCAUUUUGCAAUGCGUACACAGUGCUGUGGGGAUCCAUCCCUAACCCUGCUGUCUGCGUACAUGGAUGAGGAGGACCAGUUACUGAGCAAACCAACCAGGACAUAUCAUUCACUGGUGCAAGUCCAUCAGAAACUCAACUGUCGGGCACAACAGCACAGAUGCUGUGCAAGUGGUACACGUAUACGUAUGGUCUGCACGUGCAUAUAUAUGUGACACUAUGGUUUAGUACUCACAGCUACUAUGCAAUGCACUUGUUCCCCAGGUCUGUGAAAGGAGUUAAGGGAGAAGCGCACAGUGUACAGGUGUUUCAGCAGCUGGUGCGAGGGUUACACAUAGCCACACGCAAAUAGGCCCACUAAUUGAUGCAGGCAUGGAAAAUGAACUCUCAACAGCAAUUUUGGUCUUCGCUGUGAUUGGGACACUUAGUCACGCUACCAGUGCCUGUGUGGGGAAGGCAGUGCAAAUUGUAGAUGGUUUGUGAAGAGCUAUGUUUUAACCAUGUUGCUGAAAGAUACCCCAUUAAACCCCAUUAAACCCCA